Quercus robur (English oak) is the source of this 755-nucleotide messenger RNA. Its product is annotated as nucleoside diphosphate kinase 1. The record is from RefSeq and is a predicted model, not a curated record. Gene Ontology annotation, biological process: UTP biosynthetic process; GTP biosynthetic process; CTP biosynthetic process. The coding region runs from base 114 to 560 and encodes 148 amino acids. NCBI's taxonomy places the organism in Eukaryota, Viridiplantae, Streptophyta, Magnoliopsida, Fagales, Fagaceae. The transcript is spliced from 4 exons. Gene Ontology annotation, molecular function: nucleoside diphosphate kinase activity.
UGAGCCGUAUAUAUAACACUCUUUCUCCGUUUCUCUCUCUUAUCACAUCGGCAAAACUCUCUCUUUUAAGUUUUAACACCUCAGAACUACAACACAAAACCUCAGAGACAAAAAUGGAGCAGACCUUUAUCAUGAUCAAGCCUGAUGGUGUCCAGAGAGGCCUGGUUGGUGAGAUUAUUAGCAGGUUUGAGAAGAAAGGUUUCUCCUUGAAAGGUUUGAAGCUCAUCACUGUGGACCGACCUUUUGCUGAGAAGCACUAUGCUGAUCUGUCUGCAAAGCCCUUUUUCAGUGGAUUGGUUGAUUACAUCAUUUCUGGUCCUGUUGUUGCUAUGAUUUGGGAAGGUAAGAAUGUUGUGUUAACUGGCCGAAAGAUUAUUGGAGCCACAAACCCCUCGGAAUCUGCUCCAGGAACCAUCCGUGGUGAUUUUGCUGUUGAAAUUGGCAGGAAUGUCAUUCACGGAAGUGAUUCAGUUGAGAGUGCAAGGAAAGAAAUUGCACUGUGGUUCCCUGAUGGUCCUGUUAACUGGGAGAGCAGCCUUCACCACUGGGUCUACGAGUAAAUGCUUGAUUGAGCCGUUGUUUGAUGCUCAGCUUCCUCCAGAUAUUUAUUGUUACGAGUCUUACGGGUACAACUCGAUAAGCUAGUUAUGAAAUUUUGACUUUUAUGUUAUGUCUUUUCCCUUUGAACUCAAGAUGUGCAUAUGAUUUGCACUUUUAUUGCAGUGAUGGUUAAUAAGUUUAAGUUUGUUUGUGCA